GGAGAGUCGGCGGCCGGAGCCGUCACCCAGGCGGGGACCCUGCGCAGGCGACUCCGCGCGGCGGCCCGGAGGCGGGAGGGAGCGAGCGAGAGGCGGGCGGAAGGCAGCUGCUGGCGCCCGAGGGGCUGGGCGAGCAGAUUGUAAACAUGGCUGUGUGGAUCCAGGCCCAGCAGCUGCAAGGAGAUGCCCUUCAUCAGAUGCAAGCCUUGUACGGCCAGCAUUUCCCCAUCGAGGUGCGCCAUUACUUAUCCCAGUGGAUCGAAAGCCAACCUUGGGACUCAAUAGAUCUUGAUAAUCCACAGGAGAACAUUAAGGCCACCCAGCUGCUGGAGGGCCUGGUGCAGGAGCUGCAGAAGAAGGCGGAGCACCAGGUGGGGGAAGAUGGCUUCUUGCUGAAGAUCAAGCUGGGGCACUACGCCACGCAGCUGCAGAACACGUAUGACCGCUGCCCCAUGGAGCUGGUCCGCUGCAUCCGGCACAUUCUGUACAAUGAGCAGAGGCUGGUCCGAGAAGCCAACAAUGGUGCCUCUCCAGCCGGGAGUCUUGCCGACAUCAUGUCCCAGAAACACCUUCAGAUCAACCAGACCUUCGAGGAGCUGCGGCUGGUCACGCAGGACACCGAGAACGAACUGAAGAAGCUGCAGCAGACCCAAGAAUACUUCAUCAUCCAGUACCAGGAGAGCCUGAGGAUCCAGGCUCAGUUUGCCCAGCUGGCCCAGCUGAACCCGCAGGAGCGUCUGAGCCGGGAGACAGCCCUGCAGCAGAAGCAGGUGUCGCUGGAGGCCUGGCUGCAGCGCGAGGCCCAGACGCUGCAGCAGUACCGCGUGGAGCUGGCCGAGAAGCACCAGAAGACGCUGCAGCUCCUGCGCAAGCAGCAGACCGUCAUCCUGGACGACGAGCUGAUCCAGUGGAAGCGGCGGCAGCAGCUGGCCGGGAAUGGGGGGCCCCCUGAGGGCAGCCUGGACGUGCUGCAGUCCUGGUGUGAGAAGUUGGCGGAGAUCAUCUGGCAGAACCGGCAGCAGAUCCGCAGAGCUGAGCACCUCUGCCAGCAGCUGCCCAUCCCCGGCCCCGUGGAGGAAAUGCUGGCUGAGGUCAACGCCACCAUCACAGACAUCAUCUCCGCCCUGGUGACCAGCACGUUCAUCAUUGAGAAGCAGCCCCCUCAGGUCCUGAAGACCCAGACCAAGUUUGCAGCCACCGUGCGCCUGCUGGUGGGGGGGAAGCUGAACGUGCACAUGAACCCCCCCCAGGUGAAGGCCACCAUCAUCAGCGAGCAGCAGGCCAAGUCGCUGCUCAAGAACGAGAACACCCGCAACGAGUACAGUGGCGAGAUCUUGAACAACUGCUGUGUCAUGGAGUAUCACCAGGCCACCGGCACGCUCAGCGCCCACUUCCGGAACAUGUCCCUGAAACGCAUCAAGAGGUCUGACCGUCGUGGGGCAGAGUCAGUAACCGAGGAAAAAUUCACAAUCCUGUUUGAAUCACAGUUCAGUGUUGGUGGGAAUGAGCUGGUUUUUCAAGUCAAGACCCUGUCCCUCCCGGUGGUGGUGAUUGUCCACGGCAGCCAGGACAACAACGCGACGGCCACGGUUCUCUGGGACAAUGCUUUUGCGGAAUCUGGCAGGGUGCCCUUUGCCGUGCCCGACAAAGUGCUGUGGCCGCAGCUGUGUGAAGCGCUCAACAUGAAAUUCAAGGCCGAAGUGCAGAGCAACCGGGGCCUGACCAAGGAGAACCUCGUGUUCCUGGCGCAGAAGCUGUUCAACAGCAGCAGCAGCCACCUCGAGGACUAUAACAGCAUGUCCGUGUCCUGGUCCCAGUUCAACAGGGAGAAUUUACCAGGACGGAAUUACACUUUCUGGCAGUGGUUCGAUGGUGUGAUGGAAGUGUUAAAAAAGCAUCUCAAGCCUCAUUGGAAUGACGGGGCUAUUUUGGGUUUCGUGAAUAAGCAACAGGCCCAUGAUCUACUCAUUAACAAGCCCGAUGGGACCUUCCUGCUGCGAUUCAGCGACUCUGAAAUUGGCGGGAUCACCAUCGCCUGGAAGUUUGAUUCUCAGGAAAGAAUGUUUUGGAAUCUGAUGCCUUUUACCACCAGAGACUUCUCCAUUCGGUCCCUGGCCGACCGCCUGGGGGACCUGGAUUACCUUAUCUACGUGUUCCCCGACCGGCCGAAAGAUGAAGUAUACUCCAAAUAUUACACGCCAGUUCCAUGCGAGCCUGCCACUGCUAAAGCAGUGGACGGAUACGUGAAGCCACAGAUCAAGCAAGUGGUCCCUGAGUUUGUGACGUCUGCAGACUCUGCUGGGGGCAGUGCCACCUACAUGGACCAGGCCCCCUCCCCGGCUGUGGGUCCCCAGGCUCAUUACAACAUGUACCCACAGAACCCUGACCCCGUCCUUGACACCGACGGGGACUUCGAUCUGGACGACACGAUGGACGUGGCGCGCCGCGUGGAGGAACUCUUGGGCCGACCUAUGGACACUCAGUGGAUCCCUCAUGCGCAGUCGUGACCUCCAUCGCCGCCGUCAGCGUCUUGGUCCUCAUGAGAGGAGUUCUUCUUGUGGAUGUUUUAAUUCCAUGAAUCGCUUCUCCUUGGAAACAAUACUCAUAAUGUGAAGUGUUAAUGCUAGUUGUGACUUUAGUGUUUCUGUGCAUGGUGGCCCCAGUGCCGGGAGCGUGUGUGUGUGUGUGUGUGUGUGUGUGUGUGUGUGUGUCCGUGUGGUGUCCCUCCCCCUUGCUGUCCAGACAAAGGCCGUGGUGGUUUGAACCUUGUGCACAAAGGCAGUUGGCUCCACGAGCCCUGGCACAUGGCCGUGUGUCUGGAGGGUGCCUGGACUUUGACGUGUGGCUGUUCAAGUAAGAGAAGGACGCAGGGAGGAGCAAGCACCUCCUCUCUGGUGAGUCUUUGUCACUGUGUUUGCCAGGCAAUUGUGCUAUAACCAUGAUUGUCUCCGCUUUUCUUCUGCAAUGUGGAAACCGCCUCCUGACAAAGAAUGCCAGUCCUCCCCCCGCCCCCACCCCAUUUUCCCGGGUAGGGAUGGGGAAAGGGGCAACUUAGGAGGAUUGUUGGGGCAAGGGGAGCCAGAGGUCUUCGGAUGGGUAGUGGCUUUUGUAAAUAACACGUAACCCGUCUUCGUGUUUUCUCCGUCCCUCCUGCCCUCCCUGGCUGUGUCCCUCUCUCCUCCUCUCGCUCAGUUCCUCUGGGUGCACACACGUGCAGAUGAGCUAGAGGGCAGAAGAGAGGGUCACGCCACCCAAGCUUACAGUGUUGGUGUCCUUCGUGUCGCGGCCAGAGUGGAAUGCCCAGCCCUGACCCGCAGGCGCCGAGAACGUCGCCUCGUCGCCCAGGGAAGCUGCCGUCCCAUCUGCCCGUCCUUCCUCCGCGCUGGGAGGCUGACCGAUGCCAGCUCUUCGCAAAUGUCGGACAGUGUUUUUGCUUCUAACUUGGGACUUCUUGUUUUCCCCUCCCCACCCUCAUCUGACACUGAAGUUCUCUCUUCCUGUGUCAGGUCCUGUGCCGUUCCUACCCAGGUCACCUCAUUUCCCUUCACUGAUCGUGCGCGAUGUCUCGGGGAGUGGGCGGCAGGAGUGCGGUCCGAACCCAGGGCCGGCAUGUCCAGCGGGUGUUGUUGCCCACCUGGCGCAGGGUGCUGGGUGUCAGGCAUUGGGAGUUGGGGGAAAUGCAGUCGGCAGGUUUGCAGGAAGUUUGGUAAGCUGCAGAAACAAAAAGCCUCAAGCGUAAUUUCGUCCGUAGUUUCGUCCGCGGCUCCACGCCAGAAGGAAGGAAUGGGCUGCGGCAGGCAGGUGGGAAGAGAGGGGAGCAGGUAUAGUUUUCAGGUUAGGCCCACAAGGUCGCCCCUGGCCCCCUCUCCGAAAGGAUAUGACGAGGCCCAAGAAAUAAUAGCCCUAAAAACCGUAUUUUUAUAUGUGUGAGUAAAUAAACAUAUUUUUUUUACAAAAACUAACUUCUGAACUUACCAGUGUUUUGAUGUUAAAGGAACCUAUUUCUCUGUAGUAAAUUAUUUAUUGGAAAAUGACUUUUUCAAAGCUGCUGUUUGCGCUGGCUUGGUUUCAUACACUGAUUUAUUUUUCUAUGCCAGGCAGUAGACUCUCUCUGCCUCUGAGGCGCAGGCCGACCCCUCCGUGGAUACCAGCGUUGAUGUAGGAUGCUGCUAAGCCCCUUGCGUACCUCUCAGGAUUCAAUUAAAAUCCCCCCUGUGGGGACAGGAGUGUUGGGGAGAGGUGUAGGGAAGCCUGGCCCGGUCUCGAAGAGCCCUCACCUGCCUGUCACUCUGGCUUCACCAACGCCUGCCUCAAGAGCGAUGCCCUCAUUGUCCCAGCGGGGGACGCGGGCGGGGGAGGGGGUGGGGGGUACCGACCCGCUGGGAAGUGGGCCCAGCCCUGGGGCAUGCCGAGGUCUAGCGCUCCCCUCACAGCUGCCAGUAGGGUUGAGGGGACGGGUGCCCAGUGUGGGCUCCCUCCCGAGCUUGUACAGUCGCUGAGCUGUCCUCAGUUUUCCCGAGAACUGUGCCUGUCGAUGGGAGAGAUUUUCGACUGAAAGGUGCGCUCGCUAUCUGCACUGUCCUUUCUCUCUUCUCCCCGUUCCUGCAAACCAGAGGAGGCCGCGGGAAGCCGGACCGCCCCACCUCUCGCUCGCUCCCAGGCACACACAGUCAUCGGCGUCCCAGCUCCACGUGUGCGGCGUGCAGGGUUUUGUGGGGGUGGCGGGGAGACAAAGUGAAUAUAACUUAACGUGGAAGUAUACUUUUUAUAACUUUUCUUUUUAAAACUUUGUGAAAUUAUUUCAGAUACAUAUUUUAGUGUUGAGGCCGAAUAGCAUUAGCCAGCAAAAAAAAAAAAAAAAAAGUAUUGUGUACAAUUCUCCUUGGGCCAAUCACAAAAUAAUGUAAAAUAAUGUAUUUUAUGUUACAAUAAAGCCUUCCUCUGAAGGGGCAA
Myotis daubentonii (Daubenton's bat) is the source of this 4953-nucleotide messenger RNA. It is a transcript of the gene STAT5B, whose product is annotated as signal transducer and activator of transcription 5B. Gene Ontology annotation, biological process: regulation of DNA-templated transcription; signal transduction. The record is from RefSeq and is a predicted model, not a curated record. NCBI's taxonomy places the organism in Eukaryota, Metazoa, Chordata, Mammalia, Chiroptera, Vespertilionidae. Gene Ontology annotation, molecular function: DNA-binding transcription factor activity; DNA binding.